CGGUUGUCCUUGACGCCGUUGCACACGUUGUUCACGGUUUACACGACGAAGAUUUCUCAGGAGGAAACUCUCUCUCUCUCUCUCUCUCUCUCUCUGAAUUUCUUCUGUCAUUUCCGAGGACGAUCCUUUGACCCUAAUUCGGAAAUCGAACCUUGUAAGGUAUCAAAACCCCUUUUCUCUCUUUUGUACGUGUUGAUUCUUUGUCGCUGAGGAUAAGUAAACCCCAUCCUUAUCCGCUCUGUAAUCUUUUGCUACUCUUUUGUCUCUUUUUCUGCAUAUCUUCGUUUUGAUCAGUAUAUAUAUGUAUAUAUUGCGAUUGAAUCCCAAUAUAUCUGUUUCAGUGUUUGUAAUGUCCUUGGAAUAAACCCAUAUGAUGUGUUGGGUAAUAUUUGGUGUUACCAGUAUUCAUGAACAAUUAUUCAUUCAAGAAUCAUCACAAAGAAGCCAAAAUUAGUGUUUGUUAAUGGAUAAUUACGGUUCAUCAUCUCCAUACCCAAACCACAAUCCCUAUGCAUACCCACCACCACCAAAUUCAGAUCCAUACCCCCCCGAUCCUUAUCCUUACCCAUACACUGCCGCGCAGUCUUACCCUUAUGCAUACCCGCCGCCGCCUUCACCCUCUCCCCAUUCAGGCCCUUUGGACUAUUACCACCAUCCUCCUCCCCCGCCAACUUCACCCUCUCCCCAUUCAGGCCCUUUUGACUAUCACCACCAUCCUCCUCCCCAUCCAUACCCAUAUCCGGUUACACCAGAUUCUCAUAUUCCUCCUCAACCAACCCUUCAACAACAUAGUAGCUUCCAAUAUGGUUCCUCCCAUUACCAAUAUCCACUAUACCCGUCUCCUGAAAUUGCAGGCCUGCCCCAAGCCCCUCCCCGUGAGAAUGGAUUCUCCAAUCAUCUCCAGCAGGAUAGUUCCAGUUCUAUAGGAAUUGGGUCAUCUUUGAAUGUUGACAGUAUCAAUGAUCCCAUCCCUUCUCGCCCUUCUGCUUACCCACCUUUGGAUUAUCUCUUGAGUAAUGUUCAGUUGUCUGAUAAUCACCCUGCAUCGCCCUUGGCACCUUCUGUGCCAUCAUUGACAAGUGCCCCUCCUAGUGCAAGGUAUGAUAGGCAGGGAGAAUUUUAUGGCUAUCCUAAUGACUCGAUUUCGAGUGCUUCGGAGAGGCCGUAUUUUUCAGCUCCGAUUGAUUCAUCUGGACAAUCUGAUUAUAGCCACUCGAGCUCAUUCAAUGGGUCACAGCAUAGUCAGAACUUGCAGCUUGUGCCACUGCAGAAUAAAGGGUCAUUGAAGGUGUUGCUCUUACAUGGGAAUUUGGAUAUUUGGGUUAAUCAUGCACAUAACCUUCCAAAUAUGGACAUGUUCCAUAAAACUUUGGGGGAUGUGUUUUCCAAAUUACCAGGGAACAUGAGCAACAAAAUUGAAGGCCACAUGAAUCAUAAGAUCACCAGUGAUCCUUAUGUUUCAAUUAGAGUGUCAAAUGCUGUGAUUGGGAGGACUUUUGUGAUUAGCAAUAAUGAAAAUCCUGUUUGGAAGCAACAUUUCAAUGUUUCUGUUGCGCAUGAUGCUGCUCAAGUGCAUUUUUAUGUUAAGGAUAGUGACGUAGUGGGGUCACAACUUAUAGGAGUCGUGUCAAUUCCAGUGGAACAGAUAUAUUCAGGGGCAAAGGUUGAAGGAACCUACCCAAUCCUGAAUAAUAGCGGGAGGCCUUGUAAGCCCGGAGCUGCCUUGAGUCUUUCAAUUCAGUACACCCCGAUUGAGAACCUGACCAUUUAUCAUCAAGGAGUGGGGGCUGGCCCUGAUUACCAUGGAGUUCCUGGAACAUACUUUCCUCUCAGGAAAGGAGGAACUGUAACUCUUUAUCAAGAUGCCCAUGUUCCAGAUGGGUCCCUUCCGAACCUGAAGCUUGACGGAGGGAUGUAUUAUGUACAUGGGAAGUGUUGGCAUGACAUUUUUGAUGCGAUACGCCAGGCCCGCCGUUUGAUUUACAUUACAGGGUGGUCAGUGUGGCACAAAGUCAGACUGGUCAGGGAUGCUGGUCGUGGUUCAAAUUACACCCUAGGGGAUCUUCUGAGGUCCAAGUCCCAGGAAGGAAUAAGAGUACUGCUGCUUAUUUGGGAUGACCCUACAUCAAGAAGCAUUUUGGGUUACAAAACGGAUGGAAUAAUGCAAACCCAUGAUGAGGAAACUCGCCGUUUUUUCAAGCACUCUUCUGUACAAGUGCUACUUUGUCCCCGCAUUGCCGGAAAGCGACAUAGCUGGAUCAAACAAAGGGAAGUUGAAACAAUCUAUACACACCAUCAAAAAACUGUAAUUGUGGAUGCUGAUGCUGGCGACAAUAGAAGAAAAAUAAUAGCUUUCGUUGGAGGACUUGAUUUAUGCGAUGGGCGAUAUGACUCUCCACAGCAUCGUAUAUUUAGCACACUCCAAACAGUGCAUAAGGAUGACUAUCACAACCCUACCUACACGGGUAACACUGCUGGUUGUCCACGAGAGCCGUGGCAUGAUUUGCACUCCAAAAUUGAUGGUCCAGCGGCGUAUGACGUUCUGACCAACUUUGAGGAUCGCUGGUUAAAGGCUGCAAAACCCCAUGGGAUUAAAAAACUGAAAACUUCAUAUGAUGAUGCCUUGCUUAGGCUAGAAAGAAUUCCAGACAUCAUUGGACUGUCUGAUGCUACUUGCACUAACGGGAAUGAUCCAGAAGCUUGGCAUGUUCAGAUUUUUCGAUCUAUUGAUUCAAAUUCUGUUAAAGACUUCCCAAAGGAUCCACAAAAAGCCACAACCGAGAACCUGGUUUGUGGGAAGAAUGUGCUGAUUGACAUGAGCAUACACACGGCAUAUGUUAAAGCCAUUCGUUCUGCGCAGCAUUUCAUUUAUAUAGAGAACCAGUAUUUCAUUGGAUCUUCGUACAAUUGGGAUUCGAAUAAAGACGUAGGUGCUAAUAAUUUGAUUCCAAUGGAGAUUGCCCUUAAAAUUGCCGAGAAAAUUAGAGCAAAUAAGAGAUUUUCUGUGUAUAUUGUUAUUCCAAUGUGGCCAGAAGGUGCUCCAACUGGUGCUGCUACUCAAAGGAUUCUAUUUUGGCAGAAUAAGACAAUGCAAAUGAUGUAUAAGACUAUCUACAAGGCUUUGGUGGAGGUUGGGCUUGAGGGAGCUUACUCACCACAAGAUUAUCUAAACUUCUUUUGCCUCGGCAACCGUGAGGCCAUAGAUGUAUAUGACGCCAUAGUUCCUGGAAGUCCUGCUUCUAACACUCCUCAGGCACUUAGUCGAAAAAACCGACGAUUUAUGAUUUAUGUUCAUUCAAAGGGCAUGAUAGUUGAUGACGAAUAUGUAAUAUUGGGUUCUGCAAACAUCAACCAGCGCUCCAUGGAGGGCACUAGGGACACUGAGAUUGCAAUGGGAGCAUAUCAACCUCAUAAUACCUGGGCAAGAAAACUUUCUAAUCCGCGUGGACAGAUUCAUGGAUAUAGGAUGUCAUUAUGGGCAGAGCAUAUUGGAGGUAUUGAGGACUGCUUCACACAUCCGGAGUCUAUUGAAUGUGUGAGAAGGGUUAGAUCGCUGGGCGAGAUGAACUGGAAACAAUUUGCGGCUGAUGAGGUCACAGAGUUGAGGGGCCACCUGUUAAAAUACCCUGUUGAAGUUGAUCGAAAGGGCAAGGUGAGUCCCCUCCCCGGAUGUGAAACUUUCCCAGAUGUGGGAGGAAAUGUAGUUGGGUCAUUUAUUGCCAUUCAGGAGAACUUAACGAUCUAAGCAGAUUGCAUCCGGCUUCUACUUGGUACCAAAUUAAAUUAUAGAGUAAAAGAAAGUACAGUUCUGGCAUGUAUUUGUUGCAUGUCUGGAACCCAUAAUGCUGUAUAGUUCUUUUUCUUUUCCCUCUUGUUGUUUUAGUGUAGAGUUUACAAUUUUUUCAUUGUAAUCAUAUUUCAGGAUAACGUACCCAAAAGAAGAAUCAGUCAGGUGUUUUUUA
Messenger RNA from Alnus glutinosa, 3962 nucleotides. RefSeq names its product phospholipase D gamma 1-like. Gene Ontology annotation, molecular function: D-type glycerophospholipase activity. Gene Ontology annotation, biological process: phospholipid catabolic process. Lineage: Eukaryota; Viridiplantae; Streptophyta; Magnoliopsida; Fagales; Betulaceae. The coding region runs from base 464 to 3745 and encodes 1093 amino acids. Gene Ontology annotation, cellular component: plasma membrane. The record is from RefSeq and is a predicted model, not a curated record. The transcript is spliced from 10 exons.